AUGUUCGCCAACCCCAAGGACAUAACAGACACCGAGACGGAAAUCUUCAUUUUCUUCAAUACUCUCCACGUUUUCACCCUCACCCUUAUUGUCGGCUUCGGUGUGUGCUUCUUUAUGUACUAUGUUCUCCGCAGCGAAUGGGAGAUCCAGCAAGAGGUGGCGAAUAUGCCAGUGUUUAGGAAUAUUCCCGAGUUCGGCGACGACUCAGAUGAAGAUGGAGAGGAGAUGGUGGGGUUCAUCGCAGAGCGCAACGAGGGCUCCGGAAUGCGGGGCUUGAGGGUGAACAUGGAGGAAUAG
Tricharina praecox is the source of this 297-nucleotide messenger RNA. RefSeq lists its product as uncharacterized. The transcript has 2 exons. NCBI's taxonomy places the organism in Eukaryota, Fungi, Ascomycota, Pezizomycetes, Pezizales, Pyronemataceae. The record is from RefSeq and is a predicted model, not a curated record. Bases 1 to 297 code for a protein of 98 amino acids.